Messenger RNA from Ostertagia ostertagi, 828 nucleotides. NCBI's taxonomy places the organism in Eukaryota, Metazoa, Nematoda, Chromadorea, Rhabditida, Trichostrongylidae. The record is from the annotation of a GenBank genome assembly.
AUGGACAGGCGAAUGCGUUUCACAGUCUUACCUCGUUUCACAUCCUUUUCCGCUGGUGCCCUAUCGGCUCACAGCGCGUCCAAGCCAACCGUGGUGUCCCGUAAGCGGCCGUCCACAGUCGACGUACGCUUGAAUACAGCCCAGCAUCCGUCAGUUCCCAGUUGCCUCGAUCGUUCCAUUCAUCGAGAUGAACGCGUGCUGGAGAACCUGCUCAUUGCGGAGGAGAACCUUAAGUCAAAUCAUCUGUACUUCACCGCCGUCCAGGAGCACAUUGAGCCAAUACAUCGCGAACAGGCGGUGGAAUGGAUUUUCGAUGUGGCAAAGGAGGAGAAAUGUGACGCGGACGUCUUCCCGCUGGCGGUGUCCCUCAUUGAUCGCUUUCUCUCCCUACAAAACAUAUUCCGGCAAGAUAUUCAGGUCUUAGCUGGCGUGUGUUUAUUUAUCGCUAGCAAGGUGAAGGCGCCGCAACCAAUGAAUGCGGCACGUGUGUCGUACUACACAGCGGACAGCGUCAAAGUUCAUGAUGUUUUGAGUUGGGAACUACUUGUACUGGCAAACCUCAACUGGGAGAUCACGUCACCGACCGGAUUUGACUUCUUCGAUCAUCUAUCCGCCCGUCUGCCAUCACUGCAUACGCUACGACCUGCGUUCACAUCGGUUCUGCACAGGAUUCAACGCUGUAAGUUUUGGUUCUGCAGCCUAGAUCAAGCUUUUUUGGGCAAACAAAGCUAUCUCAGCACUAGAAUAGAUGACCUUUCAAAAGGGCGUUUAGCUCGCAACAUGUGUGCUUUCUCCUCUGCCCUCUUGCCUUUCUUGCCUAAUCUGUAA